AUGCUGAAUGUUGGUGUAGUUGCUUCACAGAUUCUCUUUUCUAGUAUAUAUGGAGGAUUUUUCGCAGCACUUAUUGUAGCAACAAUUUCUCUUUUCGAUUACAAUGAAAUUAAUCCAGCAUUCAGACCAAUAGACGUUCCUAUUGAUGAACUAAAUCUUACAGUUGAUUUCAUCGUUAUAGGCUCAGGGACUGCUGGAAACGUCGUGGUUAACAGAUUGACGGAGAUCGGCGAAUGGACGGUUCUGCUUCUUGAAGCGGGUGACUCUGAUGAAACAGUUUUAACUGACGUGCCAUUAUUCAAUUAUAAACUUUGGCACACCAGCUAUGACUGGAACUACACGACUACUCCCCAACCUUAUGCUUGUAGAGUUAUAUGGAAUUCAACAUGUUAUUGGCCUAGAGGACGGAUUAUUGGUGGCUCAAGUGUCAUAAAUGAUUUUGCAGCCAUUAGAGGGAACAGAAUAGACUAUGACAGAUGGGCCUCUGGCGGAGCGACAAACUGGUCGUAUGCUGAUGUUCUUCCUUUCUUCAGAAGGCUAGAAGACAACAGAUAUAACGUGGGUGACUUAAAUGCUGCCUACCAGACUGGGUUCAUGGUUGCAGAGGGGACCCUCAGGAACGCGAGGAGGUGCUCCACCGCUAAGGCAUACCUUAGGCCCGCGAGAAAUCGAACCAACAUUCAAGUGUCUUGGGGCUCCAUGGUGACAAAAAUAUUGAUCGGAAGCAGCAACCGUACUGCUUAUGGGGUUCAAUUUAUUCGGAAUGGCAAGAAUCUGACAGCAUACUGCAAGAAGGAGGUGAUUUUGUCCGCUGGUACUGUCAACUCUCCACAGUUGCUGAUGUUGUCUGGGAUAGGACCGCAGCAACAGUUGACAGAACUUAACAUACCGGUCAUCGCUGACCUUCCUGUCGGAAUGAACAUGCAGGACCACAUUGGAGUCCCAAUGGGAUUUACGGUCAAUGUAAGUACCAUCAAUGCUGGGAUUUUCGAGACGACAGCAGCGGCAGUGGAGUACGCUCUAAACAGGACUGGACCCCUCACUUCUCCUGUGGGCGUCGAAGCUAUCGCAUUCAUGAAUCCUCCCAACGCCACUGACGGGGAAUACCCUCAGCACGAGAUUGUCUUUACCACGUACCCUCCCAUCAACCCCACCAAUGUCAACUACUUCAUUGCACUGACUUUCUACCUACGUUACCUGAGUAGAGGUUAUGUAACCCUCAACUCAAGCAACCCCUUUGACAGUCCUAUCAUCAACCCUAUGUACCUUUCUGUACCAUCAGAUGUGGAAAACCUGAUAGCAGCUCUUCAAAAUGCAGUUGCAGUAUGUAAUACCAGCGCUUUUCGAGCCCAGAACUGUAGCAUUUAUGAAGACUUAUAUACAGCAUGCUUGUCAUUCCCGACGCAGAGCUACGGAUGGUACAGAUGCUUGGCUACCAAUUACUCGACUUCAAUCUAUCACCCGGGCUGCACUUGCAGGAUUGGCAGCGUGACCGAUCCCCAACUCAGGGUCUAUGGGAUCAAAAGCUUGAGGGUGGUGGACGCCUCUGUGAUGCCUAAUAUUCCGUCGGGGAACAUCAACGUGCCCACCAUCAUGAUCGCAGAGCGGGGUGCUGACUUCAUCAGGCGGGACUACGGGGUAUCGACCACUGUUCUUUGCGACGGAAACGGACCGUCAUAA
This is a messenger RNA of Nezara viridula (southern green stink bug), 1680 nucleotides long. The record is from the annotation of a GenBank genome assembly. Lineage: Eukaryota; Metazoa; Arthropoda; Insecta; Hemiptera; Pentatomidae.